This is a messenger RNA of Glossina fuscipes, 3754 nucleotides long. RefSeq names its product laminin subunit alpha-1-like. The transcript is spliced from 3 exons. Gene Ontology annotation, cellular component: basement membrane. Lineage: Eukaryota; Metazoa; Arthropoda; Insecta; Diptera; Glossinidae. Gene Ontology annotation, biological process: axon guidance. The coding region runs from base 704 to 3754 and encodes 1016 amino acids. The record is from RefSeq and is a predicted model, not a curated record.
AAAAUAAAUAAAUAAAAACAAAGAAUAGAGUGCGGCGUCACCAUUGAGGAUAUACGAAAAUAAACUAUUUGUUGUUUGUGCCAAAUUUGUGUGAAAGAAAAAAUUAUCAACGACAACGUCUGUGCCUAUAUACGAAUGCGUAUUGGCGUGUAUAUGUGUGUCUCUUUAAAAACGAGCGCGGCCCUUUCUUUUUUUUUCUUUUUUUUUUUAAAGUAUAUCGGUCCGUGUAUAUGGUUGCAUUAUAAAAAUUUUUAAUUACUUUUCAUGCAGAAUAUCGUGAAGGAAAGCAGUGAACAGAGGUGUUUGCUAUUUAGAAAAGAAUUUAUGCAACGGCACGUGUUCCUUAAAUGUUGUUUUUCCAUUGCUGUACGCAGCGCGAGUUUAGUAUAAUGGUAUAUAUGUCAUGUUUACUGCAACGAUCUGGAGUGGCAGAAACAUUUUAAGUGCAUAGAGCAAGUGCACGGUCUGCCGUCAGUAGCGAAAUAUAUAUAUAUUUUUUUUUGCUACCGGAAAUCAUUAACGAAACAAAAAUUAGAAAUAAUUUCUAAGAAUUUAAUAUCAUAUUAAAGAUGUAUGUGUGUGCAACUGAUAUUAGCGAAAAGUUUUGUUUUUAAGAAGUCUGUAGAAAAGUUUCGCAUAGUUUUUGAACAUGUGAAGUGAAAUUAGUUUUGAUAUUAAGAGUUUUAAGAAGAAGAAGAAGAAGAUGAAAAUGCCAUACUCUCUGAGAUCGUUACCAAGUAGAGGCUGUAUGGCCUUUAGAAGAACAUCAUGUAAAGUGCGUGCAAGCGAUAUUACUGCGCUGGAAUUUGUAAUUUGUGUGUUAAUUGCGGUCACACCUUUAUAUGCCAAAGAUUUAAUAAAUCAUCGGUUUAGAAAUCAUGCACCAAAUCAUUACCAACAGCAGCGCUGGUUGCAUGAUUAUACAUCAAAAGUGUUUCACUCGAAUGCCACAUACGAUACUGUUACAGACAUCGAUUUUGAGUCCAGUAUUGUUUCAUGGACAGGCGCCAAAAUUUCUUCAACGCAAUCAUUACAGAGACUUGAACAACUGGCACAGCCACAAGACUUGCUAUCAUCGCAACGUCAACAUAAGCAGCAACAGCAACAGCAGCAGCAGCAGCAGCAACAACAAAAAACCAAAGCUAAGAAUCAACAACAUGGAACAAGACACAAAACUAAAAGUGGUUUAUUGAUCGAAAGCAAUAUCGAUACCGAUUUUUCCUCAUCUACACCGCGUCAUUAUGAACGUAGUUAUAAAGUAGAAGGCGAUGAGAUUUAUAAUGUAGAACGAGAAGAAGAAAAAUCAUCGCCGUCACAAUUGUCUGCGGCGUCAUCGUCAACUCCGGUAACAACGAAUGCAUCGGUACGUAAACGUAAUAGAGUGCAAAAUCAGCGCAAACGUAAUGGUCGCUAUGGCAGCGGCAGUGGACAACGUCAAAAACUACAACGCAACGCUUUACGUUUACUCGAUAGUAUGGCUGAUAGUCACGAAUUAAAUGCUAGUAACGGCGGUAAUGGCGGCGGCGGUCUUUUUCCCCAGCUUUUCAAUGUAGCCAUUAGAGCUUCUAUACGCGCUAAUGCCACUUGUGGUCAAAAUGGCCGAGAAGAAUAUUGUAAAUUGGUGGAUGCUUAUCCUCAUAAAAAAUGGGCGACACAAUGUGGCAUUUGUAAUUCGCACUCUUCCGAUAUGGCUAAACAUCGUCCCAUCGAAUCGGUUAUCUCCAAUACUCAAUCCGACGAUCGUUGGUGGCAAUCACCCACUCUCCAAAAUGGUCACAAUUAUGAAUAUAUUACAAUCACUUUGGAUUUGAAGCAGAUCUAUCAAAUUUUCUAUAUCAUGUUAAAAUCAGCCAAUUCGCCUCGACCCGCAUCUUGGGUUUUGGAAAAAUCUCUAGAUGGCUUCAAGUAUGAACCUUGGCAACACUUUGGUCGCUCUGAUGCCGAUUGCCGCCAACGUUAUGGAUUGCCAGGGCAGAAUGGAAAAUACAUUUUCCAAAAUGAUAGCGAAGUCAUUUGCACAACGCAAUUCUCGAAGCCUUUACCUCUGGAAAAUGGAGAAUUGCACGUCUCUCUACUCAAGAAUAGACCGGGUGUUAUAGAUCAAUCUGACGAACUGAUGAAGUUCAUAACUGCACGCUUUAUACGUAUACGUUUCCAAGGGAUGCAUUCAACUGCGAAUUUAGAUAACAGCGUUUAUUGGCAGCUGGACGCCCAAUCUUUAGAAAAAAGAAGUUUCUAUUCAUUGAGACAAGUACGCAUAAGUGGACGUUUAGAUUGUCAUGGUCAUGCGGAGAGAACGAUAGAGUUAGCUGAGAAGUAUGAAGGGCAAUUAGAAUUUAAUGGUCUCGAGUCCACACUGCAGUGCGUUUGCCAGCAUAACACGUGCGGUGCGGAUUGCUCGGAAUGUUGCCCUUUGUUUCAGGACAAGUCCUUUCGUAAUGGGAACACUCGUCAUGCCAACGAAUGUGAAAUAUGCCAAUGUAAUGGCCACGCCGAAUCGUGCAUCUAUGAUCAAUAUUUAGAGCAUGGCAUAUGUCAGGAUUGCUUUAAUCAUACAGCUGGGAAUGAGUGUGAAUUUUGCAUAAUGGGCUAUUUUCGGCCGAAAGGAGCUCCUCCAACAGAGCCUUGUCGACCAUGUGAAUGCAAUAUGAAAGGCUCAAGUGGCGACUGCCAUGCUGAUGGUGGUUGGUGCAUUUGCAAAGAGGGCUUCCAAGGUAUACAUUGCGAAGAGUGUGUUCCAGGUUAUUACGGUGAUGAUUGUCGCAAAUGCGGAUGUGACACACGAGGCACUGUACCAGACACUGAAUGCUCAGGCAUCUGCGUUUGCAAAUCAAACGUUAUUGGAGAAACAUGCAAUUCUUGCAGAGAAGGUUUUUACGAUCUGUCGUCUGACAAUCCCGAAGGUUGUUCUCUAUGCUGGUGUUCGCAUCUAGGUUCGGCUUGUGUCAGUGCCGAGCUUUCUACUUUGGCCUUUGAAACGCUGAACGAUUGGCGCAUUACCGAUAUAACUAGAUCUCAAAGUGUGCAGCCUACAUUGGAUACUCAAACAAACCUCCUGGUUUAUGGUAUGUAUGAGUUAUCCGAUGUGGAAGCAAUUUAUUGGCAAGCUCCCCAAGGCUAUCUAGGUAAUCGCCUAACGAGUUAUGGAUCCCGUUUAUCUAUACAAAUUCAAUGGGUAACGAUUAGAGGUGAUACAUCUGGUAAACCAACUUCUGGACCCGAUGUAAUAAUUUUCGGUAAAAAUGGUUUAAAAAUAGCUUUUGGUGACGGAGAAUUCACUAGAGGCUCUAAUGCGGUUAUUAAUAUAACGCUAGAAGAAAGCGGUUGGUAUCACAUUCCCAGCGACGUGAAAGAUAUAAAAACUCGUCUUAGACGUACCGAAUACCAUGGCGGUGAGGUAACGCGUUCGCAAUUUCUGUCGGUCCUAUCGAAUAUGGAAGCUUUACUCAUACGUGCAGCUUUUCAUACGGAUCAGGUAGAAACGGCUUUAGAACGUGUUAUUAUUUUUACGGGCGGUAUCGAACUGGGCGGUUUACCAUCUACACGUGUUGAACAGUGCGUAUGUCCGUCGGGCUAUACGGGUUUGUCGUGCGAAUCAUGCGAAUUCGGUUAUAUACGAACUUUUGAAAAUUCGAGCGAUCAUCAGUUGGUAACACGUUGCAAGCCCUGCCCUUGCAAUGGUCAUUCAAAUUCCUGUGAUCUGCAGAGUGGUGGUUGCGGCCAAUGCAUGCAUAACACCUAUGGAGAGAGGUGA